This is a messenger RNA of Ictalurus punctatus (channel catfish), 1657 nucleotides long. It is a transcript of the gene cenpu, whose product is annotated as centromere protein U. The record is from RefSeq and is a predicted model, not a curated record. NCBI's taxonomy places the organism in Eukaryota, Metazoa, Chordata, Actinopteri, Siluriformes, Ictaluridae. Gene Ontology annotation, cellular component: nucleus. The coding region runs from base 309 to 1550 and encodes 413 amino acids. The transcript is spliced from 13 exons.
CAGUACAUACACGGGGACUUGUAAGCUGGAUGCGCUGUGUUAAUUUAAAUUCUGUAAUAAGUGGAACUUGGAAAAUGCGGUGUUUAAGCAUAUAAUAGUUGAGAUUUGACAUUUAUUCCCAGGUGGCAGUGCUUUGUAACAGUCUGAAGUGACGUUUCCGUCAUGAGAACUUUUCUGUGAAUCCUGACUUUCAGAGUCAGUGACUACGUUUACAUGGACAGCAAACACAGCUCAAUUAACGGCACACAUCAUUACGUCACCGCCGUCCGACGUUCCCUCCAGAAUUUCACAUACAGUUCGUCUUCGUUAUGAGUGGGAGUGAGAAAGAGAAUGAUUUGCCAGCGGCAGAAAGUCCAGACAUGUCGUCGAUAGAGAAAGCCAGCUUCCUUCAAGGAGAGGAGUAUUCCUCCCACGGUAACCCUCUACAUAGCACCGCUCUGGAAGACGAAAGCAGACCCGAAACUGAUCAUCAACCCGAAGCCACAGCGGGGAAGCGGACAAGUGAAGGAAGAGAGAAUGAGUUCCGCGGCGUGACUGAGACUCCGAAGAGACCAGUCUGUCCUGCGAAAAAUCUGAAAGCGCGACAGGAAAGCGACGUGCAGGCACAGAAGAAGAGCUCCAAAUCUAGAGGGAAUCGAAAGCCAACAGAGCAGAUAGACUGUGCACUAAAAUCUCGACGUGUGCAGAACAUCUCAGAGAGAAGAAAGAAUGAAGGCAAGAAAAGAGCACAGUCUGAGGGAACAAGUAGUGGAGGUUCAGCCACUGACACGUCACCUGACGCAGUUCACGCCCAAAGCCAGAGGCGGCCAUCUUUGUCCUCAGAGGACUUGACUGAUGAGGAUGAGAGCUUUCACCUGAGCAGACCUACGGCAUCCCGCAUGAGUCUCCCGAGGCCAAAGUCGUCAUCCAGUCAGCCGCAGAGAGGUCAGAAACAGAAGAGGAAAUCUUCAUCUGGAUCCACAGACCGUGGUAAUCCCAGUAAGAAGCAGAAACCUGGAGGUGUGAGAAAUCCAAUUGCUCUUGAUGUUGUACUUGAAGCGUUCCAGGAAUUUGUCACCCAGUAUAAGGAGCCAGUGAGCUCUGAGGUUGUUAAAAAAGCCAUAAAUGCUUUUUCUCACUCAUUUGAGGAGCAGCUCACUGAGAAGAUCACUGCAGCUAAGGAUUUCAACAAUGUAAAGCGUGAAGCUGUAAAGGUUAAUAAAACCCUAAACCAGAAGACGACUAGACUUUUGGAAGCCAAGAAUGAAUUAAUCAAGAGUACGGCUGAGGCGAGGAAGCUUGAAAAAGAGCGCAGUGAUCUGGAGCAGAGGCUCACGGCUUUAAAACAGGGUACUGCCUUUCUUAACAACCUGUAUGCGCUGAACACAAGAUACCUGCAACAUCGCAGCACUCAUACUGAUGAACCAGAAACGUAUGGACCAUCCUGCAUGCCAGCUAUGCUGCUGGAGGCCAGGAGCAUCACAGGGACAGAAAACCAGUUAAAGAAUAUCAAUGACCAACUACAGCGAGUCUUAGAGGAAACUGCUCACGAAGAGCAUUGCAAUCAGUGAAUUUCAGAUUUUUGAAAUUGUUAUUUUUGAGCAGUUGAUUGUGUCUUAAAUUGUGUCUCAAAAUGAGUUGUUGAAAAAUAAAGCUAAGGCUAAGUUUGUCAAAUACA